Ciona intestinalis (vase tunicate) is the source of this 2204-nucleotide messenger RNA. Its product is annotated as 2-aminomuconic semialdehyde dehydrogenase-like. Gene Ontology annotation, molecular function: oxidoreductase activity, acting on the aldehyde or oxo group of donors, NAD or NADP as acceptor. The record is from RefSeq and is a predicted model, not a curated record. NCBI's taxonomy places the organism in Eukaryota, Metazoa, Chordata, Ascidiacea, Phlebobranchia, Cionidae.
CUCCACUAUUAUAUUGGCCCUUUGAACUGUCCAAUAACAUAAAUUAAAAUGUGUGACGUAAAAGAAAUAAAGAAUUACAUCAACGGUGUGUUUGUUGAACCAAAAUCUGGAAAGUUUAUCGAAAGCUUGUGUCCAGCUACUGGGUUAAUCAAUGCAAAGGUCCCAUCAAGUGAAACAUCAGACGUUGAUGAUGCCGUACAAAGCGCUAAGCAAGCCUUUUAUGGUUGGUCGAAUACAAGUCCACAGGAUCGUUGCAACAUUAUGAGGAGAAUCGCUGAUAUCUUGGAAUCAAGGUUGGAUGAAUUUGCUCAACUUGAAUCACAAGAUCAGGGCAAACCAGUGACCUUAGCAACAAGCGUUGAUAUUCCUCGAGCGAUUUAUAAUUUCCGGUUCUUUGCUUCUGUCAUCUUACAUGAAACAGACGAUUGUACACAUCUCACCAACCCAACCAAUGCAUUGAAUUAUGUGCAUAGGAUGCCUGUAGGUGUGGCUGGGUUGAUAAGCCCCUGGAACCUUCCUUUAUAUUUAUUAACCUGGAAGAUUGCACCAGCCAUUGCAUUUGGCAACACCUGCGUUGCUAAACCAUCAGAAUUCACAAGCGUGACUGCAUGGAAGUUGUGUGAGGUGUUCACUCAAGCAGAACUACCUCCAGGUGUCGUGAAUAUUGUGUUUGGGGACGGACCAACUGCAGGGGAGGCGAUCGUAAAACACAAAGAUGUUUCAGUGAUUUCAUUCACUGGUAGCACCGCAGUGGGUCAUCAUAUAUCAGAAGUGGUUGCUCCACUUUGUAAACCUGUCUCCCUUGAAUUGGGGGGAAAGAACGCAGCCCUUGUGUUUGGUGAUGCAAAUCUUGAUGAUUGUGUUCAAUGCUGUGUAAGAUCAAGCUUUGCUAACCAGGGAGAGAUAUGUUUAUGUACAAGUCGAAUAUAUGUUGAUUCAACAAUUUACGAGGAAUUUGUUGCAAAAUUUGUUCAGCGAACAAAACUUCUUAAAGUUGGAGAUCCUGAUGAUAAAUCAACCAAUGUUGGUGCACUGAUUAGUAAACAACACUGGGAAAAAGUGAAACAUUACAUCAACAUUGCCCGUGAUGAUGGUGGUAAGAUUGAAUGUGGAGACGGGGUUGAACAACUUAGAUUACCACAACGUGUGAAAGGUGGUUUCUUCAUUCAACCUACCGUGGUGACUGGUGUUGAUGAUUCUUCACGAUGUGUUCAAGAUGAAAUAUUUGGGCCCGUUGUUUGUAUUAUGCCAUUCAACACAGAGGAAGAGGCAGUGAAAAGAUCAAAUGCCGUCAAGUAUGGAUUAUGUGCAACAGUGUGGACUAGUGACCUUGCAAGGGCUCAUAGAGUAUCUAAGAAACUGGAAGCAGGAACUGUGUGGGUAAACUGUUGGAUGGUUCGUGAUUUGAACAUGCCGUUUGGUGGAAUGAAACAAUCUGGUAUUGGUAGGGAGAGUGCCAAGCAUUCAGCCGAGUUCUUCACAGAGGCCAAGACAGUGUGCAUUAAAUAUUAAUAAUAAUCAUGUAAUGGGUUAUAGAGGUGUUGGUGGUAUAUGAACACUGGGUUAAAUCUAUGUAUGAUUUUAAUGGAUGCUGGAAAAGUUGAGUACAGUGGCGGGAAGUGUGUGGGCAAUUUAACUGUUUAUAAACUGCUGCAACUUUCUUUCAUUUAAUUAUUAUAUUCUUGCAUUAUGCUAAUGUUCUGAAAACAACAUAAUGUAACUUACAAAUUCUCUAUUUGUUCAUUUAAGCUUGGUUUGUUCAACAUGUUAAUAUCCAACACACAGUUGGUUUGUUUGAAUAGUCUUUUGUCAUGCUAAUGUCAUAUAAUUAAGAUUAGUAAUAAGUUCCAGUUAUGACAAGUUAAUUUAUCACAAAAUUGUUUGGGCUUUGUAUUUUACCUCUUAAGGUUUGUGUUUGAAAUAACUUAACAAUAUUUCAUGAUUCAAUCAUGUACACUUUUUUACCGUAAAUUGUUAUACUAAUUAGUGCAAUCAUUUUUCAUGUGCAAUAUGCAAUCAGAUGUUUAAGCAAAAUUGUUUGAUAAAGUGUGUAUUGUUUCAUACAGCAUAACACUUAGUUUAAGAUAGCACAGUUUUAAAACUAGUAAGAUAUUUUAUGAAUACAUCAUGUGUAUCUGUUGGAUGAGAAGAUAGCCAUGCUAUACCUCAACAGUAAAAAUAAGGUGAAUAAAUACACAUUGUGC